CCCGUGUGCGCCUGCCUCCCCGCAGUCCCACUCCCAUCUCUCUUCUCCUGCGCCAACAACAGCAGGCAGCCUACUUCCUUGUCGGCGGUCGCCGGGGGGCGCGAGCGAAUCGUUGGGUAGAGGAGGAGGGAAAGGCCGGGGGCGGCGCUGGGCGCCCACCGCAGGUGCAUGGUGGAAGCCGCCGCGGGACGCCGGUCGGGUACCAGCCCUCGGCGGCCUAGCGGCGGAGGGGAGCAGCAGCUGCCCCUUGUCGCCGUCGCGCUCGCCACGCGCGUCGUCAUGGUCACGUCCGCUCCGCCCGCGGGGGGCGGUGUGGGAGGAGGUGGAGCGGCCGCUGGUGGCCGGUGUCUCGAUGACCUUCUCGGCUGCCUGCUCGGCGUGCUCCGCGUGCUUGGCUUCCCGUGGGCCGCGUCCCCUCAGAGGCAGCCGCGCCCAGUGUCGCCACGCGGGGCCAUCCCGUCGACAGCGGACGGCCGGCGCUUCGCGGCGGAGCUGAGGCGGAUCCCCGGCCGGAUUGCUGGCAAUGGCGCCUGCGCUGUUGCGUCGCUUUACACGAUGCAGGGCAAGAAGGGCGUCAACCAGGACGCGAUGAUCGUUUGGGAGAACUUCUGUUCAAGAGAUGACACCAUUUUUUGCGGUGUGUUUGAUGGUCAUGGACCUUACGGUCAUUUGGUUGCUAAGAGAGUGAGAGAUCUCCUACCCGUAAAGCUUGGUGCGGAUAUGGGGACAGAUAAGGGUAGAGAGACACCCGCUAGCAACAUGGAAGGCAACACAAAUGAAGUAGGUUUACCCGUAAACCCAGAGAGAAAAGAAACCACCACUUCUGUUGCAGCUGAGCAGGAUAGGGAAUACCCAGAGAUAUUCACAACAUUCAGAACUUCAUUCUUGCGGGCUUUUCACAUAAUGGACAGGGAUCUGAAGUUACACAAGAAUAUCGAUUGCUUUUUCAGUGGAACUACAGCAGUGGCAGUGCUCAAACAGGGUCAUAAUCUUAUAAUAGGCAACUUGGGAGACUCAAGAGCUAUCUUAGGCACUAGAAAUGAAGAUGGUCAGCUCAUUGCUGUCCAGUUGACGGUUGAUCUCAAACCUAACAUUCCAAGUGAAGCACAACGCAUCAGGCAACGCAGGGGCAGAAUAUUUGCACUUCCUGAGGAGCCAGAGGUUGCUCGUGUUUGGCUGCCAAAGUAUAACUCACCUGGAUUGGCCAUGGCAAGGGCAUUUGGAGACUUCUGUCUUAAGGAGUAUGGUCUAAUUUCUAUGCCUGAAGUCUCCUGUCACCGUGUCACAGAGAAGGAUGAGUUUAUUGUGUUGGCGACUGAUGGGGUGUGGGAUGUGCUGUCAAACACUGAAGUUGUUAGCAUCAUAAGCAGAGCCACUUCUCGGGCUUCUGCAGCACGCUUCCUGGUUGAAUCAGCUAAUCGUGCCUGGCGUACUAGGUACCCUACUUCUAAAAUUGAUGACUGUGCUGUUGUUUGUCUCUUCCUGAAUACACAUGAAGCAGAUGAACCAUCUAGUUCUGCAGCCAACAAUUUAGCAAAUGCUCUAGAAGUUAGUGGUGAUAAGCACUCAACAGUUGUCCAACUGAGCACUGGAGUAUCUGCCGAUGUGGUUAAUGCACUUGUGAAAGAUACAAAUGAGCUAUCUUUUGUUGAUGCUGUUGCGAAGCCAGUUACUGUCUCAGAUUUGACAAAGGAUGGUUCAGGCACAAAGCAAAGCAUCAUUUGAGCUUGUGUGUUGCAUGAGAUUGAACAUUUGUUGGGCGAUUUGUGCUGUGUUAGUGCGCUCCCAUUCUCCCAUUCAGAAUUCUGAGCCUGAUGCCUAUUUUUAUGAGCGCGUUGAAAUUCACUGCUUGCUAUUUUCUACAUGCAAGUCCGAGUAGGGUCUUGAGUUUUCGUCAUUUGUGAAGUACCACUUCGGUUUUAGUGUGACCUGCCAUAUUUCUUUGUAAUAAUUUUGUUCUUAAUGUUUGUUUAGUCUCGUAACAAUAAUAGUAUCCCUAUAGGAAGAAGCCUUCCGUGUUCUCACAGUUCUGUAAUAUUCAUUCUAUUGCCGUCCAUUACAGUGGCUGUUAUGCAUUUCAACUUUUGGUCCUC
Messenger RNA from Triticum aestivum (bread wheat), 2093 nucleotides. Its product is annotated as probable protein phosphatase 2C 14. Gene Ontology annotation, molecular function: protein serine/threonine phosphatase activity. The transcript has 5 exons. The record is from RefSeq and is a predicted model, not a curated record. NCBI's taxonomy places the organism in Eukaryota, Viridiplantae, Streptophyta, Magnoliopsida, Poales, Poaceae. Gene Ontology annotation, biological process: protein dephosphorylation. The coding region runs from base 169 to 1725 and encodes 518 amino acids.